AUGGCGCUUGCACAAUUACCCCCCAUACCAACGACGGAGGUGGCGAAGCUACUUGAUCUACACCUAGGCGAUACGCGCGAUGCGGAUCCCAAUUGGCAGGUGAUCGACUCCCCAAUUUCGGGACGCGGCGUGUUUGCGCGACGUGACAUCAAGCGCGGCGAGCUAAUAUUUCGUGAAAAAACGCUACUUAACGGACCCACCGCCUCCAAGGAUACGCUGUUGAAUACUUGUGCAGUGUGUUUUCGCCUCCUAGAAGGCCCUAUGGAGGAAGUGCUUUGUGCCGCCGGCUGUUCGCUACCAAUUUGUAAGGCAUGUCAGCAAUCGGGACGCCACGACAUGGAGUGUAAGCUUUUCCGCUUUUGGGUGCCCAAGGAUACUACGCGCAUAAACCCGCACUCGUUACGCAUACUGAGUGUAAUGCGCUGUUACUUUUUGAUACCGGAGAAGCGCAGGCUAUUGCUUUCCAUGCAGGCCAACAACGAUAAAUACUACUUUCGUGAAGUGGAACGCGCGGCGGAAUGUUUUAAGAAUUUCCCCAAAGACAAGGCAACUUUGGAUUUUUUCUAUCGCACAGUGUGUAUUUAUAAUACAAAUGCCUUUGAGGGUCGCAGCAUAGUCGAUGGCUAUGAGACAUCGGUACGAGCGCUUUACGCGCUGGCAGGACUUUUGAAUCACAACUGCACGCCGAAUGUAUCUCACCACUUCGAGAACGGGCAAACUAUUGUGGUGACAGCGGCGCGCGAUAUAGCGCAGGGCGAGGAGAUCACGGCGACAUAUACGAAAAUACUGUGGAGCACGUAUGCCCGCCAGUGGUUCCUUUGCGGCACCAAACACUUCAUCUGCGCCUGCAAACGCUGCUUGGAUCCGACG
Molecule: messenger RNA, 870 nt
Organism: Rhagoletis zephyria (snowberry fruit fly)
Lineage: Eukaryota; Metazoa; Arthropoda; Insecta; Diptera; Tephritidae
Product: protein msta-like
Molecular function (GO): protein binding
Source: RefSeq, a predicted model, not a curated record